CCAGCGGAGUAGCUGCGGCGGCGCUGACUCUCCCACACGCGGGUCGUCUGUGGACGCUGCCUGCCUGGCCGGCUCUGGACAUGGCGGCAGCGGCCCCGGAGGAGGAGGACCGCCGACCCAUCCGGAGGGUCCGAUCCAAAAGUGACACGCCUUACAUCAAUGAAGCGAGGAUUUCUCUGCACCUGGAGACAGCUGAGGAAGUGGAGAGGCUGGCAGCGAUGCGCUCUGACUCACUGGUACCUGGCACACACACACCUCCAAUUAGGCGGCGAAGUAAAUUUGCCACCAUAGGGCGUCUCUUUAAACCCUGGAAAUGGAGAAAAAAGAAGAGUGAAAAGUUCAAGCAGACCUCUGCUGUGCUAGAGAGGAAAAUGUCCACACGGCAAAGCAGAGAAGAGCUCAUCAAGAAAGGAGUGCUGAAGGAAGUAUACGAUAAAGACAGUUCAUCCUUUUCUGCACGGGAGGAGGAGAAGCUGCAGAAUGGUCAAUCUGCGGCGAUUGGAUGCAGCUCGUCAGAGUCAGAAGGCGCUGAGCCGAUGGAAGGCGCAACAGCAACAGGAGGCUCACAAGAUUUUGAGAUUACCAGUGAGGGCACAACUCAACAGGACCACACCCAGAAUUUAAACCAGGCUUUUCCAACAAAGAAGUCUUCUUUACAUCCAGGGGAUGAUGUUGAAUCAUCACUCCAAAGAUCUCCUAUGUUACACAAGCAACCACCUGCACUACCACCCAAACCUUUCACCAGGAUAACAAAUCACAACACAGAUGGCACCCCGGUAAAGUUGCCGUGCAUGUCGGUGAAGUUAUCUCCUACUCUACCUCCAAAGAAGCUCAUGAUCUCCGUACCUGCAGGGAGCAUGGAACCCUCUGAACUUGCCUUCAAGAAGUGCUCUGCCCCUUCCAGCCAUGUUCCUGUGGGCGGGCACCCUCUUCACUAUGGGACACUUCCUAUCCACCCGCCCAGCAGAAUUAUCGAAGAACUCAACAAGACCUUUGCCCUGACCAUGCAGAGGUUUGAAAGUUCUGUAUUGCGUGCUGUUCCCACACUGAUGAUCGAUUGCGACAACAAAGAGAAUCUUUCAAAUGAAGCAGAUUGCGACGAUCUAUCUGUUAUGUACGAGGACGACGAAGAAGACUUUGAAGAGGAGAACGAAGAGGUGGAGGACGAGAAGGAUGAGGACGAAGACGACGAUGACGAUGAAACUUUGUUUAUAAGCACACUGGCCCUGAAGGUGUUACGAAAAGACUCUCUUGCAAUAAAACUGAGUAAUCGUCCAUCGAAAAGAGAGCUGGAAGAGAAGAACAUCCUACCGCUGCAGUCGCAUCAGGAGAGGCUUGAGUUCCGACAGCAAACUGCGACCAAACUCACCAGGCGGCUAAGUCAACGUCCAUCUGCAGAGGAACUGGAACAGAGGAACAUCCUGAAACCACGGAAUGAUACAGAGGAACAAGAGGAGAAGAGGGAGAUCAAGAGACAUUUGUCCAAAAAGCUCAGCCAAAGGCCCACAGUGGAGGAGCUGAGAGAAGCAAAGAUCCUCAUUCGGUUUAGCGACUAUGUGGAGGUCGCAGAGGCUCAGGACUAUGACAGGAGAGCCGAUAAGCCCUGGACGAGACUAACAGCUGUGGACAAGGCUGCCAUAAGGAAAGAGUUGAAUGAAUUUAAAAGCACAGAGAUGGAAGUGCAUGAGUCGAGUCGUCACUUCACCAGGUUCCAUCGGCCAUGAACUGAAGUGGGAGGUUGGUGGUGUUUCUCCUCCCACACCAGUGAACAGGAAUGAACACCGUCGACUGCCCUAUGCUGUCCUUACUCUGCGGAACACCUCUCUGGUGGUCGCUGACAACAGGCAGGCUUCUGGAUCAGCAUCUUUUUUCAGUACCUUUUAAAUUUCUUCAUAUUUGGAAAAAAAAAAACAAAAUUUUUUUUAUGUUUGUGAACUUUGCACUUUUCUUUAUGAAAUGUUAUUUUAAGUCAAUCUGCCAAUUCUAAUGAGUCUGAGGAGGAAGACUGGACUUAAAAACUGAUUUUAGAAAAUUGAUACACUGUAUCAAUUAUUUGUAAGGUCAAACUUAAGUAUUUUAACUAAGACAGAUAUAAGUAUUUUCUAAAAAAAAAAACAGAAAAAAAAAAAAACGUGUGACAAUUGCACUAUGUUGGCAAUUGUCACAGGGUAGUUGGACACAAAAGGUUGACUAUUAACUAUUGUUACCUUUAUUAAGUACAAUUCAUCAAGCCAAUGUUAGUGGGCCUAUUACUCCUUCCAAUUAAUUGCAACUUUCACCACUUGCCCUGUUCUCUCAAAAUCAAUGUCUUCAAAUGAAUCAAUGAACAGAGCAAUAAUCUCAGA
Nerophis ophidion (straightnose pipefish) is the source of this 2345-nucleotide messenger RNA. It is a transcript of the gene phactr1, whose product is annotated as phosphatase and actin regulator 1. Bases 81 to 1724 code for a protein of 547 amino acids. Gene Ontology annotation, biological process: cell motility; stress fiber assembly. Gene Ontology annotation, molecular function: actin binding. The transcript has 13 exons. The record is from RefSeq and is a predicted model, not a curated record. NCBI's taxonomy places the organism in Eukaryota, Metazoa, Chordata, Actinopteri, Syngnathiformes, Syngnathidae.